Messenger RNA from Toxotes jaculatrix (banded archerfish), 4956 nucleotides. RefSeq names its product UDP-Gal:betaGlcNAc beta 1,4- galactosyltransferase, polypeptide 3 (gene b4galt3). The coding region runs from base 633 to 1928 and encodes 431 amino acids. The record is from RefSeq and is a predicted model, not a curated record. Gene Ontology annotation, biological process: galactosylceramide biosynthetic process; carbohydrate metabolic process. The transcript has 8 exons. Gene Ontology annotation, molecular function: glycosyltransferase activity. Lineage: Eukaryota; Metazoa; Chordata; Actinopteri; Toxotidae.
UGGACGGAUAUGCGGCGAUGCUCUUGCGUGUGAAAGCGUCUGCAUGGCCCUCUAAGCACCUACGGGGAGAUUUCGCCUCGGAUGAGAGAUUAGGAGGUGGAGGAGGAGCCACCAGCAUCAGAGAGGAAGAAACAAAAACGGUGUCUUUUGCUUUUGGUCCAUCGCGUCCACUCGUCGGUGGCAGCGGCCCGUCGAUUCUCAGAGGAAGCCGGGGGCUGGAUUUGAAAUGUCGCAGGGAUGUGCUGAAAGCUUGAUGAUGCAAGGAGGAAGUGGAGGAGAGAGGUGGAGUGAGCCCUUCAAGGCCCGGGACAGGUUUUAAUUAGACCCCCCCCCCCCACCCCAUUGCAAAAUCAGUGACGUCUAUGGUCAGGAGGUGAUGGCAGUGCUGACUCAGUUUCACCACUACUAUUACCCAUACCUACAGAUGGAUACCUGCUACCUGCACGUCUGAGCCUGCACCCAGCACUGCCCCCCCACCUCCCCACCCCCACCUCUCCCUGCUCAUUUCCUACCUCUUCCUUCACCCUCCUUAUACAGCUACCACUUGUCUCUCCCCCACCAUUUCUCCUCCUAUCCCUCCAUCCAGUUUCCCCACCUGGAGUUUCACUGUGUCUCUGCAAUCGUACUUUAUUAUGGCGUGCUGUGGGCGCUCUCUGGACUCCCCGUGCACACUAGCCUUGCUGGUGGGCUUCCAGUUUGCUUUUGUCCUCUACUUCUCCCUUGGGGGCUUCAGAGGUUUGGUGUCUGUCCUGGUGCACACCACAGAGCCGGAGUUUGAUUACUCUCGCCCUCACGAUGUCUACACCAACCUCAGUCAUCUGGGAGUGCCGCCUCCCCCGCCUCGCAACUCUGGCACUGGACCCCCUGUCACAGGACCACCGCUGAGAGACUGCCAGAUCCCCUCCCCGCUGCUGGUUGGACCUGUGUCUGUCCAUCUUUCCUCUCCUCUGUCUCUGGAGGAGAUCAGACAGAGGAAUCCAUUAGUGUUGCCGGGCGGACGCUACCGGCCUCCAGACUGUGAACCCCGCCACCACACAGCGAUAGUGGUACCAUACCGGAACCGGCAGACCCACCUCCGUGCCCUGCUCUACCACCUCCACCCCUUCCUGCAGAGACAGCAGAUCCACUACAGCAUCUACAUAGUGCAGCAGUGGGGGAACAGUACUUUCAACCGAGCCAAGCUGCUUAACGUUGGGGUGCGGGAGGCCCUCAGAGAUGAAGACUGGAGCUGCAUCUUCCUGCAUGAUGUUGACCUGCUGCCCGAGAAUGACCACAACACCUACACCUGCCACAAACAGUUCCCCACACACCUGUCUGUGGCCAUGGACAAGUUCAGAUACAGGCUGCCGUACCCACAGUAUUUUGGUGGGGUGUCUGCAGUGACCCCAGACCAGUACAUGAAGAUGAAUGGCUUUCCCAACCAGUACUGGGGCUGGGGUGGAGAGGAUGAUGAUAUUGCUGCCAGAGUACGUCUAUCUGGCAUGAAGAUCGUGCGCCCUCCAGUGGCCAUUGGUCAUUACAAGAUGAUCAAGCAUAAAGGAGACAGAGGCAAUGAGCAAAAUCCACGCAGGUUUGACCUUCUGAAAAGGACCAGACUCAACUGGCGCUCUGAUGGCCUCAACUCUCUGACCUACGAACUUCUUUCCAAAGAGCUGGAGCCUCUCUACACCAACCUCACAGUCAACAUUGGAGAAGACCCCCAUCUGCCCCAGGGGAAAGCACCCAUCCCUGUGAAAGCAACAUCCCCUGUCCACCAGCGUGGCACCAGCAAGACCGAAGACACAGCCAAACAACAAAAGAGACAACAGAGCAAAGAUUCUGUGGUGGCAAAUAUGACUGUUGCCAAGCCAGUCGGUGAAAAGACAGAAGCUGCGCGGUCAAAAACGGUAAAUCAGACAACACGGGAAGAGACUGGUGUGAUCAAAUAGGAUGACAUGUAUAUGAGGUCUGUAAUAAAAGGACCCAUCACAUCUGUAGCAUAAAGUGGCUUCGCCCUUCGUUUUGAUCUGAAAGACCAAAUGGAGGACAGCAGUGUGAAUCUGUUCAGUUGUGGGGACUUCAGGUAGACCAGCUUUUUAUGCUCAGUGCAGGUUAGGGAUAGUUAUGCAAUGGAUCAAAUGAAGAAGCCACUUUUGUCUACAGGGGUGCAAUCAGGCACACGACUGAGUCCCCUCUUGGUUUCUCAUCCACCGAAAUGUGACUCCGGCUCUCACGGCUGACGUAAGUCAGUGGUCACACUCAUAACUAGGAGAAGAGCGGUGAACGACUCGGUCAUAUCCACAUAGAGGUCCAAAACAAAAUAAAUGAAAAUGAGACUGCAAAUAUAUAAAUCUCUGCUCCUUUCCAGACAUCGCAAGUUGUACGCAACCCAUCUGCUGCCAGCAGACCUGCAGCUUCAUCAAGUCUGCUCCCAAAAAAACUGCUGUCAGUCCACCCCACUCCACAGUGGGUUUGUGUUUCUGUGCCUUCUAUCUUUUAUGCGCAUUUUAUAGACUGGUAUAGUUGCUUUUAGACGCUGACCUGGGGUUAAUUUUACCUUUCCUGCCUCGUGGAAAAACGUUAAAAAGCAGGGAGAAUGAAGCUGAUCCCAGAUCAGAACAAAUAAUUCGUUCCAGGACUGCCGUUUUAUAUUUGUGUGCAUUGAUCAAGCGCUGACCAACUCCAUAGUUAUCAGACAAUUCUAGAGUUUAUAUUUAUAUAGAGACUUCUUUAUUUGUUUACUGGUUUGUUUUACUUGUCCUUCCUUACGGUCUGGUGCCUCUCUCUCUUACGUUUAGUUUCUAGACAAUCAAAAGAUAGCUCUGUAUCCAACCACAUAACAAAGCGAGGAAAUAUUAUCAUGACUAUCUUUAAGCCUGUCAGAUAAACAUAGACUUGGCAUGAUAGUUGUUGUUCUAGUUUGACUAUACUCUUGAUACAUGGAUAGGCCUGUGCUUCUUAUCUGUGGUUUUUAUAAUUUUUCUUUUAGAUUAAGUCAGGUAAUGGGGGGCAAAAGGCUAACGUGAUUACACAUUUGCCAGUUUCAGAUUGUGUUUUAAUAACAAAAGUGUUCAUAGUUACCAUGAAGCACUGUGUUUAGAUUUAGACGAGGGUCUUUCAGUAUGUUGUGAAAGACUUCAGUGCAUCUAAAAGCUAUAAGAUGAGUGUCUGCUUCUCCUUGUCUUUCUUCGUUUGCUAGAACACAGCUUGUGUGUCUCACAGGAAAGGAAACAAGAAGAAAACUCAUGUAUUAGACAGAAAAUUAAAUCGUUUUAUCAUGAGGAGGAUGCCAAAACAGAACAUACAUUUAGUCAAUUUUUGUUGACAGCUCAAUUAUCAUCUAUUUGCGUGAUCAAAAACCGACUUCAUUUUUUGGCAUUCAGUUUUUCUUUUUCAUAUCAGCCAUUUGGAAUGUAUUAUUUUGAGUGUUCAUCCUACUUUACCUUUUGUGAAGGUUGAGCUUAUCAGGUGAGGUGCUUAGUUUGUGGGUGGGGGACUUGAAUCUGAUCACCGGUAGGCUUUUGGAUUUCUUGCUGCUAUUUGUCCAGGGGAAUGGUUAACUGAACAACUAAACAGCUUGAUUUGUUUUAUCAUACUAACAGGUAAUGUAUUCCUUAUGCUAAUUUGAAUGUAUUUAUGGAUUUAUUUAUUGUGUCACUGAUAGAGCUAAAUGCACAGACUUUUAAAGUGAUUUUGCAGUGUGAAUGCAUUUUAGGGCUUGAAACACCCCUCUCCACUGUAGGGCAGAUUAGUACCCCUUUAUACCACAUCUCCAUGUUUCCUAUGUUAACAUUGUGCCUCAUGAAAUAAGUCCAUAAGGAUUGAAGGUAUACUGCUGUGUUAUAUGUGAGCGCCCUCAAGUGGCACAGUCUGGCAUAGCGCCAGCUAAGAGAAACCAAGUACUGAAUGAAACUGCAGUGUUGUGACAUGAAUGUUAAUCAUUAACGUCGGCCAUUCACAGGUUUCAGCCAAUCAAAUCUUUUCACUGCUCUGUAUGGAGGGUUUCUCGUUUGCGUUGUGUCACAUGAUUGAUCGUGCCAGCUUAAAGGUAUAGAACAACUCUCUGAACUUUACUGGUUAAUAGAACCAAAAACUACUCGGUGUUUGUUUUAUGAAUGGGUAUAGUUUUGUAGAAGGAAGCUGUGUUUAUCUAAAAAGAAAAAAUACCAGAUUUAAACAGAGAGUGCUGUGCAAACAGAUUUUCUUGACGAAGUAUGUAGAGAGACAAUAAGACCUAAGUUCUAAGCUUUAGACAACAUAAGUAUUUAGUUCCAUAUCAAUAGAUAAUAUAUCCACCAUUUAUUAUAUCGCCUGGGACAAUGUUUAUAUGAGAUGAUGCGGUGACACACUGAAAGCUUAAGGGCGUUAUGUAAUCUCAGCAGAUUAAUCAUCCAACUGUGUGCUUACCUGGAGAUUGUUACUAUAUUUAAUAAAUAGGCUAGUUUUUAUAAAGGAUGUGUCGCAUAGGUAUUGGAAAUAUAUACUGUGUAGUUAUAUGAAGUCAAUGAACAGGGUUGGGACUUCAUUGUAAUUUUUUUUUUAAUUCAAAAAGUUUAAUUUUAUCAUGAGUUACUUCUGAUGCUAAACGUUUGAGAAGUGUAAAUGCGAAUGAAGAGAACCACCUGACUAGAGAGAUGGGAGGUGUAUGCAUUCCUGGCAAAUGAGAUGAGAUUAAAACAUUAUACCACUUAUAAGGAAGGAUCAGAAUAUUUUCACCCGUUGAUGCCUGUCAUCAUCUUAGGUUGCCUUAUUUACUGACCUUGUCUUGAAGAAGAAAGAUUGUGUGUGUGUGUGUGUGUGUGUGUGUGUGUGUGUGUGUGUGUGUGUGUGUGUGUGUGUGUGUGUGUGUGUGUGUGUGUGUGUGUGCGUGCGUGCGUGAGCGUCUGUGUUCAAGUGUUGGCUCGUGUGGGGAGCAUGGUCAGCAAAAAAGGCAACAAAAGCUGUGAACAAGGAUGGAUGAUGUUGUGACAGAUAGCA